AUUCACAGCAGCAAUGGGUUCAUUUGUGAUUAUGCUUUUGUUUCUUUGUGCCGUGAGUUUGAUCUUUGACAUUAUCUGCUCUUCAACUUUGGAGGCAAAACCAGGAGAAAAUGUCACUAUUUGGAUUGAGGACAAUGGGGCUACUACAGGUUACAGCUUCUGGUUCAAAAACACGGUAGAUUCAGUUCCAGUUCUUCUUGGGUGCAAGCAGGUUAAAAUAUCAGGCGAAACACAAAAAUGCUACUUCUAUAAUGACAGUGAGAGAAUAACGAUGUCAGUUCACGGCAAGAAAACCUCUCUCUCCAUCACUGCUGUAAAUGUCUCUGACACAGGACUGUAUUACUGCAGCUUCAUUCAACAAGCCGAAAUGAAAUUUUGUAAAUCAGUCUAUUUACAAGUGAAAGGGGGAAAUGAAACACUUGUCAAUGACAUGAACAAAGCAGCAGACCGUGGCUGCUUGAAUGUGUUUUUCAUGCUGACUGUAGUGUUUGGUGCAGUGAGUAUGAUUCUUCUCAGUAUGCUGAUCUUCAUCAUACAGAAGUACAGAAAAAAAGAAACAGGUGUUAAUGCUAAAGUUUAUGAGGAUCAGGAGUCUGAAUCGCUAAAUUACGCUGCCCUACAGCUCUCUAAUCAGAAAAGCAAGAGGAAAGGGAAACAUGAUGCACUGGAAUAUCAAUACGUUAUUUAUUCUCUUGUCAGACAGGAGAAGGGUUAGUGUAAUAUGUUUACAUAAUAAUCAUUUUUAUUAGUGUGUGUAUGAGAAUUUUCUUUGAAACUUGGAAACAACUUAAACUUGGAAACUCAGAUUCUCAGUUUUUCUUCUUCCUGGCUCCCAAUUUUUUCAGUAGUUUUUUCUGCAAUUGAGAUGUAUUUAUAGGCUAAUUAAUACUGUUAGCCGAAUCCAAAUCUUCGUGGAUACUACAACAAAUCACCAACCAAUCAAGAACCUUUUAUUCUUACGUGCUUUUAGUUGUUUUUUCACGAAUAUCUGGGACAUUUCCCGCCACCAGAGGGCAACCCUGAACAUCAGAUUAACUCUUGUGUAAUUCUACACCCUACACCCUUUGCCCUUUUCCUUGUUAAGCCAAAAAGUCUCCAUUGGUCCACUGUUUCUCAACCUACUGCCCUUCUCUAGGCAGUCAACAAAGUGACAUCACUGAUGCGUGACACUGCUGGUUAGUGUUUGAACCUGUCUUGAGCAAAUCUUUGCAUUUAUAUUACAAAAAAUAUGAUUACCAGCAAAAACUAACUUAAAUGUAUGGAGUUAAACUGAAGAAUGCAAGUCUUAACUCAGUAUGUAGACACAAAGGGAUCUAUCCAUUUUUGGAAGAACUUACUUGUCUAAAAUAGAGAGUCUAGCUAGAUGCAUUUAUCCUGCAUUUUCUUUAUCCAUCUCUAAAAAAGCUACUAAAACAAUCAACCAAUUAAACCUGGAUUUUCUAUGGAGAAAAGGGCCACAUUACAUUAUAAAGGUUGAAUGACUCAAAGAAUAUGUAGAUGGAGCAUUACAAGUCAUAGAUAUUGAAUGUAUUAAUGGCACAUUUAAAAUCUGUUGGAUUAAGCACUUUAUAAGGGAUGAUAAUAGUGUUUGACAUUCCCACAGCCUUAUUUAAAAAACUAGGAGGUAUUGAUCUUCUCUUAAAAUGUGACUUCCAUAUUCCCACAUUACCGGUUAAACUAGCAGCAUUUCACCAGCAGGCACUUUUAUUUUGGAAACUUAUAUAGAGUCUUUAAAUAUAACUAUAACUUUACACAUAGAACUCCUAUAUGGAAUAAUAGAUAUAUUUUACAUAGAAGAAAGUCAAUAUGUAUUGAAGAAUGGGUGCAGAAAGGUAUUUGGUCAGUGACUCAUUUGAUGGAUGAUAAUGGCUUUACCUUAAUACAUGGAAAAGGGCAAAGAUUUUAAAAAGCAAAAUCUCUUCAGUUUUCUGGGAUGAUAUGCAUCAUUGGUUGGUCACUAGAAUACAUGCCCAUCCACCCUUCACGUGAAAUGAUAUUAUAUUUGGCACGCUGCUACCUGAUAAUAAAGCUGACUUUCUUGUAAAUGUCAUUUUAUUACUUGGGAAGUUCUUUAUUCAUAAAUGUAAAACCCUAAAGACCAGACCUCUUUUUUCUGUUUUCAUAAGAGACCUAGAAAAUAGCGUUCUCCUGUCACUAAAGCAUAGGUAUUAAAAAAUGGAGUAAAACUUCUUAAUAUAUGUCGUGAAUUCAACAUUAUCAAUAUAAAUUAAAUGGACCGUCUAGUAUGUAUUGAGCAAGUGAGAAGAUGGGCGAUUACACACUACUACAUGUAAUCGAUAUCAAUGUAUACGUUAGUUAGUUGCCUUAAUUGCCCAAUGAAUCAGUUUUAAUAUGUCUAAAAUGGUUCUUAAGUGUUCCAGUUGUUUUGUGCAGGUGUGGAUGACAUUGCUUUCUUCCUAGAGGAGCAGAGUGCUGGGGUGGCAUGCAACUCCAUAAUGAUGUUGAUCUAUCUCUAGCACACAGACAAAAAUAAAGAGUUUAGAAAUGAAUUCUAAUUUAAAGCGUUAUUUCGAGUUGACAGUUUUUUGACUCUGACAAGAAGCCAUUGUUAUAAUAUAAAUAAACAGCUCUCUUGGCCAUGUCCUGAUCAGUGUGUGCAUGUGUCU
Molecule: messenger RNA, 2627 nt
Organism: Hemibagrus wyckioides
Lineage: Eukaryota; Metazoa; Chordata; Actinopteri; Siluriformes; Bagridae
Exons: 6
Coding region: 14-715 (233 amino acids)
Biological process (GO): response to bacterium
Source: RefSeq, a predicted model, not a curated record